CAAAUCAUAUAGACCGAGCAAGAGAAGAAGCGAACGGAAACCCUUACCCAUUUAAGAAAAAAGAAAAAGAAAAAAGGCAGAGUGAGAAGUGAAGGAAGGGGAUGGAGUGCGUAUUCGGAUUGGUCGGAAAUGGGUUCGCCAUGGUUGUGGCUGAUACAUCGGCGGUGCACAGCAUCUUGGUUCACAAGUCCAACGAGGACAAAAUCAUGCUCCUCGAUUCUCAUAAACUCAUCGCCGCCAGCGGCGAGCCCGGUGACAGGGUUCAAUUUACUGAGUACAUACAGAAGAACGUCGCUCUUUAUCAGUUCCGUAAUGGGAUCCCUUUGACUGCUGCAGCUGCUGCUAAUUUCACUCGCGGCGAGCUCGCCACUGCUCUCCGCAAGGUAUCAAUUUCCCCUUCUUCUUCUUUUCCUUUCAGAAUUAACCCAUACUCUGUGAACAUCCUUCUUGCUGGUUAUGACAAAGAGACAGGCCCUUCACUAUACUAUAUUGACUACAUUGCAACACUUCACAAGCUUGAAAAGGGAGCUUUUGGUUAUGGCUCCUAUUUUUCACUCUCAAUGAUGGACAGACACUACCAUAGUGGAAUGUCAGUGGAAGAAGCAAUCGAUCUCGUUGAUAAGUGCAUUAUGGAAAUAAGAUUGAGGUUGGUUGUGGCACCACCAAACUUUGUUAUCAAGAUAGUUGACAAGGAUGGCGCUAGAGAGUAUGCAUGGCGCGAAUCAGUCAAGGAUACUCCUGCUCCUCCAGCUUGAGUUAACUCUGUUUCUUAUUUUGAUUGGACUUCAUUCCAUUUGCCUAUGCUUUUCUCUUUCUACAUUUUCUUUUCACUUCCUCUUAUUGGUAUUGUCUUUUGUGUUGAAUUAAUAUGUAUGACUAAUUUUAUUCAGAAAUGAAUUUGUGACAAUGUAUGCGGUAGGCUUCAUU
Molecule: messenger RNA, 927 nt
Organism: Gastrolobium bilobum
Lineage: Eukaryota; Viridiplantae; Streptophyta; Magnoliopsida; Fabales; Fabaceae
Product: proteasome subunit beta type-2-B
Exons: 2
Coding region: 102-755 (217 amino acids)
Biological process (GO): proteasomal protein catabolic process
Cellular component (GO): proteasome core complex; proteasome core complex, beta-subunit complex; nucleus
Molecular function (GO): peptidase activity
Source: RefSeq, a predicted model, not a curated record